AUGCGUACCCAGCUCGCUCUCACCGCCCUGUUUGCUGGGCUUCAAGUUGCCAGUGCUGUCGACACGAAACCUCAGUCCAUCUAUGCUCUGGAUGCUAUCAAAGCCAUCAUGCCUGGAUUCUCAGCCACUUGCAAAGGAACCACAGCCGAUAAUGAGUGCAGAACCCCGGAGCAGGCUGCUCCCUAUCUGAUCAAGUCCCUCGAGCGGCGCACCACAGGCGAGAUUGCUAUGGUGCUGUCGCUCAUUGGCCUCGAGAGUGCAGACUUGAAGUACAGGAUGAACCACUUCCCGCUCCCGGGAAAUCCCGCCCAAGGCACUGCGAAUAUGAUGGGGGAAGAAUUUGUCAAAGAGUAUGCGCAGUCUCUUAACUUGCCAAUCGACGGCAAGUCAGGGCCGGAGAUCUUGCAGCUCGUCAUAGCGGAUGAUUUCCAGAAUUUCAACUCUGCCGUUUGGUUCUUGGAAAGAAAAUGCUCGGACGACGUCAAGGCCAAGAUGAGGAAGGGCACCGACGAGGGCUACCUGCUCUACCUUACGGACUGCAUUCACACCACGGAUUCCCCCGAUCGGCAAGCGUACUGGAAGAGAGCCAAGGAGUUCUUCGGGCUCACGGGUCAAUAG
Molecule: messenger RNA, 618 nt
Organism: Sordaria macrospora k-hell
Lineage: Eukaryota; Fungi; Ascomycota; Sordariomycetes; Sordariales; Sordariaceae
Source: RefSeq, a predicted model, not a curated record